AACUCCAGUCUGGACGAGGAGGAACCAGAACCAUAACUCUCCUCACCGAGAUGAGGAAGAAAAAACACGACCCACAACACAUCCAGAAGGAGGAGGUUCUGACUGAUCAUCAUCUCUGUAACCAGGAGAGGAACUCCAGUCUGGACCAGGAGGAACCAGCACCUCCACAGAUUAAAGAGGAAGAGGAGGAACCCUGCAGCAGUCAGCAUGGAGAGCAGUUUGUUGCUGCUACACCUGAGACCCCAGAUCAGGAAGGAAACAAACAUCAAGACUCAGGAUCAACUACAAAUGCAGAGAUGAAUCCAAAGAAGAGACGCCACAGAAGAAGAGACCCAAAUCACAGUAACAAUGUUAACAACUCUCCCAUUUCAGAGAGUCAGUGGGAUUCUGACACAGGUAAAAAGUCUGUAACAUGUGACGUCUGUGGAAAAGCCUUCAAGAACAACUCAGAAUUGAAGAAGCAUCACAGAUUUCACACAGGUGAGAAGCCGUACUCUUGUGGAACAUGUGGAAAAACCUUCAGUCAAAGUUGUAGUUUAACGGUCCACAUGAGAACGCACACAGGUGAGAAGCCGUACCUCUGUAAUAUCUGUGGGAAGCGCUUUUCAGAUUUGUCUGCAUUAACAAAGCACAUGACAAUCCACUCGGGUGAGAAGCCGUAUUGUUGCAACUUCUGUGAGAAAACUUUCAGCAACAGUAGUAACUUAAAUGUCCACACGAGAACGCACACAGGUGAAAAGUCGUAUUCCUGCAAAAUGUGUGGGAAAAGUUUCAGUCAAAGUAGUAAUUUAAACCUGCACUUAAGGACUCACACGGGCGAGAGACCAUAUGUUUGCAAAACAUGUGGGAAACGAUUCAUUUCCAGUAAGUAUCUGACUUCACACAUGAGGACUCACACAGGUGAGAGGCCAUUUUGUUGCGAGACGUGUGGUAAGAGUUUCAGGCAAAAUAGUGCUUUGAUUGUCCACAUUAGAACUCACAAAAGUGAGAAGCCGUAUUCUUGUGAAAUAUGUGGAAAAUCCUUCAGUCAAAGGGGUAAUUUGAACAAUCACACGAAAAGGCACACAAGUGAGAAAUCAUCCUCCUGAAACGUGUGUUGCAAAAACAAUCUCUUGGAAGCCGAGCUUUAAAAAAAAUGUUGGGUCUUUACUUUUAGUAGCUUUUCUUUUUUCUGGACAUUCAUAUGAAAUGAUGUUCAAUGGGUGCAUUGAAAACGAUUACACUGAAUGAUCCAUGAGGUGUCCCUGUGUCCUUCUAUUAGGUUAGAAAUGCUGCUGCUGAUGUUUGGUAGCAAGUAAAAAAUACCUUUUAUUCAUAUUACAGCCGAGUUAUUUAUGUGAACAUUAAAAGACAUUUCAACACCAACAAUAAUUGAUGUCUUAAUUAGUGAGUCACCUCACACAAACCGCAGUUGUGUAGUGUUAUGUCCGCAAGACUGUGUGACUGGUUUCCUUGGGGAAAAAAAAAAUAAUCGCACUGUGUACAUGAUAACAGUCAGGAUUCUUGUGAAACAUGUGUCACUGAAAAGACAGUCCAUUCACGUGAGAAACCAUACUAUUGAAAUACACUGGAAAAUUUUCAGUCCUGAUUUACAUGAGAAUUCAGGUGAGGGGCAAAACACUACAUACAUAAACCCAUUUAGAAUAUCACAUAUGAAGCCAUACCCUUGCUGCAGCUGUAGGAAAAGCCUAAAAAAAUAAAUAAAUAACUGAGAGACCAUACCUCUGUGCCACCUGUGAAAAGAUUUACAACCUUCUUAGUGCUGGAAAAAAACAAAAACAGCUCAGAAGCUGUGUAUACAUUCACACAAUCAUUUGUGAGAGGUGAGUGUCUGGGUCUUUGUAGAAUAUGAAGAAUUUCCAUGGAAAGGUUCCCAUGAAACUCCAAAUGAGAAUAACUUUACACUUGAGGCAUAUCACAUGAGUACUCGUGAAUCCUUGUGGCAAGAAUAAAACAUUUAAAGAUUCAA
Mugil cephalus (flathead mullet) is the source of this 1969-nucleotide messenger RNA. RefSeq names its product zinc finger protein 239-like. Gene Ontology annotation, biological process: regulation of transcription by RNA polymerase II. Bases 51 to 1088 code for a protein of 345 amino acids. NCBI's taxonomy places the organism in Eukaryota, Metazoa, Chordata, Actinopteri, Mugiliformes, Mugilidae. The record is from RefSeq and is a predicted model, not a curated record. Gene Ontology annotation, cellular component: nucleus. The transcript is spliced from 2 exons. Gene Ontology annotation, molecular function: DNA-binding transcription factor activity, RNA polymerase II-specific; RNA polymerase II cis-regulatory region sequence-specific DNA binding.